AUGAGCUCCGAUAGGGGCCAGAAGAAGGAGAGCUACGAGCCUCGGAUUCCAUCUCGCAAGAAAUUCGGUGCGAAGCUCACUAUGAAGACUGUAUCGACAGCGGAUGGCGGAGAACCAAAUUCAUCUUCCCCAACCAAGACCCCCAUCCCACGGAAUAGGAGAAGAGGCAGGAAGCUGAAGGGAGAACUCGACUUGACUGAAUCUCAGGACCUUGCUACUCGUUUGAUUCGCUCAUUUACAAAUAAAGAUGAUGCUCUUGAUUGUCCAAUUUGUUUCAACUCUAUCCACCCCGCACAACCUAUCUGGUCCUGUUCUCCCGACUCUACCGAGCAUGUUGAGACAUGCUGUUGGACCUCUUUCCACCUGAAGUGUAUACGAUCUUGGGCGUCGAAAAGUACGUCCAAUGGGUGGAUUGUUUGUUUUAGCACGGGGGAGAGUAAAGACGGUGAAUGGCGAUGUCCAGGUUGUCAGACUAAGCGAUCUGUAGUGCCCCAGACCUAUCGGUGCUUCUGUGGACGCGAUCAGGAUCCCGAAGGCUCACGGCUCAUCACGCCGCACAGCUGUGGCAGCGGUUGCUGUAGACCGAGGAAUUGUGAACAUCCUUGCUCGAUGUCAUGCCACCCUGGUCCUUGCCCUCCUUGUUUACUCUCCAUUGAGCGCAAAUGCCACUGUGAGAGAGAAACACUUGUUCUUACGUGUUCACGUGCUCUAGACAGCUCACCUACGGCCUCAUCUCUGGUCCUAUCAUGUGGAAGGCAGUGUGGCAAGGUACUUGGGUGCCGCAAUCAUCGUUGUGACAAUAUUUGUCACAUUGGACCUUGCCAAUCGUGCUCCCAGCGGGAGAACGUUCGCUGUUUCUGCGGAAAGGAUGAAAUGCAGGCUGAUUGUGGCUUUCGGGGUGAAGAUGCUGCGCCUUGUUUCAAAGUACAUAACCCCAACAAUUCCACCAGUGGAAUCGUGUCGCGCGAGGAGUGGGAGGGGAGGUAUCAGUGCAGUAGUAGCUGCGAGACGCUAUUCUCUUGCGGGGUGCACAUGUGCCAAAAACCAUGUCACCCUCACCCUCUCUCCGAGCUCUCGUGUCCGAGCGAUCCUUCCGUAGUCAAGACUUGCCCAUGUGGCAAAACUCCUCUCAGUGCCUCACGAUCGAGUUGCACAGAUUCCAUACCAACAUGCGGAUCGACUUGUAGAAAAGAGCUUCAAACAUGUAGCCAUCCCUGUCUUGUCCCUUGCCACACUGGCGAGUGCCCCCCAUGUUCGACACAAAUUUCUGUCCCCUGCCGAUGUGGGGAGACGGUAAGAUACGUGUCAUGCUCGGCACGUCAGCUCCAAGUACUGCAAGGCAAUAACGAGGUAACAUGCACAACAAGGUGCACAGCAAUGAGGCAUUGUGGGAAGCAUGCUUGUAAUAGGGAUUGCUGCCCCCUAGCCGCUCAUGCGAAACAAGCAAGAAGGAAUAAGAAGCGGAGGGCUGCAGAACCAUUGGUAGAUGCUGCGACACUCGAAGCGGAAGAUGUGCAAGGAUGGCAUGCCUGCAAUUUCCCAUGCAACAAGCCACUAAGUUGUGGGAAGCACCGAUGUGAGCUCCAAGACCAUCGAGGUAUAUGUCCACCAUGUUUGCAAUCCAGCUUUGAAGAAGCCGUAUGCAAUUGCGGUAGGACAGUGCUUGAGCCACCAGUUGCUUGUGGGACACAGAUUCAAUGUAAUUUCCCUUGUGUGCGUCCUGAUCCUGCAUGUGGUCACCCCAAAACGCCACACCCAUGUCACGAGGACGGACCUUGCCCCCCUUGUCCUCACCUGAUCACGAAGCUCUGUGCUUGCGGAAAAACCAAUGUGAAUAACAUACGUUGUUCUCAAGAGAAGGUACCAUGUGGUAAAGUUUGCGGCAGACUCUUAGAUUGUGGUUUCCAUUCAUGCGGCAGAACAUGUCACGAAGCCGAUUGUGGGACUUGUACUCGGACCUGCGGGAAGCCACGUAAAUCCUGUCAGCCUUGGCAACACGGCUGUACUCAUCCCUGCCAUGCUCCCUCUGCUUGUCUUGAAGAUGAGCCUUGCACAGCCCGUGUUGUUCUCCGUUGUGAAUGCGGACGAAUUCAACAGCCAGCGACUUGUGGCUCUUGCACCAGCAAUCUCGCAUCUCGUAGAUCCGGCUCCUCGCAGCUCAAAUGCAACCAAGAAUGCGCUAUAGCAAAGCGGAACAAGAAUCUCGCUGAAGCCCUUGGGAUCGACACAGCUUCAUCAAGGACGAGCAAGUUCCCUGUUACAUGGCCUGAGGAGUUGCUCACAUUUGCCGGGGCGAACGGUCCUUUUGUACAGCUUGUCGAAAAGACGCUGAGCGACUUUAUCGAAGCCCAAAAACGUGUUCAGAUCCUUCCCCAUAUGCCACCCGCUCGCCGGGAGUUUGUGCACAAGGUAGCCGAAGUCUACCGAAUGGGUGUUCAAGAAGUGGACCAGGAGCCUCAUCGGAGCCUCCAGUUGACCAAGCGCAUUGAUACAAGGGUGCCGGAUCCGCUCCUAUCAAAAGCUGCAACUAUGCUUAAGAGGCUAACAGUUACUGAGGCCAAGAAGGCAGUUGCUCAGUCUUCAUGGAGUCCAAUAGUUCCUUCUCCAAGACCUCCUGUUGUCGGAGCCACGACUCUGAAGCUGGUCGGGACAUCUACCAGUGCUCAACUGCCCAAGCCCCCUUCAGAAACUUCUGGGCGUGCAACCAGCCGUCAGCCGUCCCCUAUCCUUAGAAGAUUUGCUGGCCCAUCUUCGCCACAGCGAGAUAGCGAGCCUCAAGCUGACAUACCAGAAAGUUGGGAUGAUGGGGCGUGACUUCGUCAGCCCAUUGUUGUUGUACAGACAUAAAUAGUUCCGAUUAAUAGAAAACACCCAAGUUAAUCAACAACAUGUGGUAACUUCGGUGCGUCUCCGGCUUCGGCAAGUACGUGGGCUGGAGUUCGAUCUGACAUUUUAUCGCUACGAAAAACUAUCAAAACCUGUACUGUAUUAUGCACUGCACUCCAUGUAAAUGAUGGCCAAAAUACGGGGCUGUGCAAGCAGUCUGAUGUUUGAGUGGAUGCUCUCUUGUUAUGGAGCACUCAGCGGGGAUACUCAAACG
Molecule: messenger RNA, 3100 nt
Organism: Cantharellus anzutake
Lineage: Eukaryota; Fungi; Basidiomycota; Agaricomycetes; Cantharellales; Hydnaceae
Exons: 15
Coding region: 1-2814 (937 amino acids)
Biological process (GO): negative regulation of transcription by RNA polymerase II
Cellular component (GO): nucleus
Molecular function (GO): zinc ion binding; DNA-binding transcription factor activity, RNA polymerase II-specific; RNA polymerase II transcription regulatory region sequence-specific DNA binding
Source: RefSeq, a predicted model, not a curated record